This is a messenger RNA of Trypanosoma grayi, 264 nucleotides long. RefSeq lists its product as hypothetical. Gene Ontology annotation, cellular component: BBSome. The transcript has a single exon. The coding region runs from base 1 to 264 and encodes 87 amino acids. Gene Ontology annotation, biological process: receptor localization to non-motile cilium; cilium assembly. The record is from RefSeq and is a predicted model, not a curated record. Lineage: Eukaryota; Euglenozoa; Kinetoplastea; Trypanosomatida; Trypanosomatidae.
AUGCAGUCGGCGGCGGGAGAUAUGCCGGUGGAGAUCCUCCCGGCGAGUGGCUUUGUCUUCCAUGAGGCAGAGGAGCCAACAGAGCUCCUGUGCCCGCCAAAGCUCCUGCCGAUCAAAUCCUUCACGCUGGAGCGGCUGGAAAAACUCGAGCAGCGCGUUUCAGACGAGGCAAAGGCGAAGCGGAUGGCGCGGCAGCAGCAGCGGGCGGUGCCCAUGUGGAACACCGCCACCACGGCACCCGCCGAGGCGCCAAGCAACGUGUAA